UUCAAUACCAUUCUCUUCCUCCAAAUUCCAUUUGUCAGCCUAUAUUGUAUUGUUCUGUUCUUAGCGGGCCUUCCUAACCCGCAACCCCUCCCUGCUCCAUCGCCAAUCAAUGCGACACAUCCACGGCUUGAAGAGGAAUCGCCUAAUCGCGUCCGCAUACAAAUUAUCAACAAAUAAAACGCCGUAAACAGUCAUGGCCGAACCACCAUCCUCGCCACCGAGCGAGCAUGCCACCGCCGAGGAAUCCCUCUCCUGGUACAAGAGGCAAUAUGAACAACUAUGCGACGAGCUCUCCGAGUUUCGGCAGUCUAGCCAUGAGCUGGAAGCCGAGCUUGAGAAGGAUCUAGAUGCUGCAGAUAAGAGACAGAGCGAGUUGGAGCAGAAGGUGGAAACUUUACAGUUUGCGACGGAUGAGUGGAAGGAGAAAUGCAAGAAAGCGAAGGCCGAGGCGAAUGCCGCUCAGAAUACAUUGGAGAAGGAGAUUACGACCCUCCGAGAUGCUAACCGGAGCUUACAGCUGACGCUGCGAGACAUUGAAGUCGCAAACGAUGAUUUCGAGCGCCAGGCCAGAAACACAACCUCAUCUCUCGAAGACAUGGAAUCUAAGUACAAUGUCGCUAUUGAAAGGACUGUCAUGAUGGAAGAAGAGAUCAAGAUAGGGGAGCAAGAACGAGAAGCUUUGCGCAUCGAAGCCCAAAGACUGCGAGAGGAGCUUUCAGACCUCAAGAUCGAAGCCGAAAUCAUGCAAGACAAGAUCAAAAAGGCCGAAAAUCGCCAUCUCUCUGCCAUCUCUACUGAUAUCUCCAUUCCUUACUCGGAUGCAUACGAGGACUCGCCACGGUCCACGGCAAGCUCGCCUAUGAUCAGCACGCCUCCCGAUGAGCUGUCUCUCCCGCCUGUCGGCAAACUCCCGCAAGUCUUGAAUGAGCCACCUUCACCUCCCAUGUCUGACGCCUCCGCGCAUCUACCCAGACCAUCUUCAAAGCUCAAGACGCCAGCGCCCAUGCAGAAGAGGUCUCGUAUCCCCUCCGCAGAUCGCAGUACUACCCCGAAGCCCAGGAGCCUCACAGCCGGGAGCGUGCGUCCACCUGGUGCGCGCUCUGUUACUACCACACGCACGCCUGCGCCGACUCGCACUACUACCAACCGCGCUGCUUCUCACAAGUUGCCGCCCUCUACAUCUCUCACUCAUAUCCGCUCCCUCACGGCUCAGAUGCAACGUCUCGAGGCCCGCGUCCAAUCAGCAAGAUCCAAACUACCAGCCCCUGUCUAUACACCACCACGUGCUUCACCCAGAUCCUCUGUUCAAGGAGUUCCACAAAUACCUUCAACAGUCACUAUGCGAUCACGUAAGCGCACUGUCGGCUCUGUUGCAUCGUCUAUGACGGAGGAGACCCCGACGCAAUCCACGAAUACUGCCGGGAUGGGCAAGCACACUGGUCGACUUAGUACGUCGGGCGUGUCGCGGCUAUCCUUCGGCCCUUUACCUAAUAGAUCGAAUAACUACGACCCUGAUAGUUCGGUUAUGGGUAUUUCGCGUCCAAGCAGUCGGGCUAGUGUCUCGGGUUAUGCUAGACCUGAGAGACCCCCGAGUCGAACUGAUAUUCCACGCCCUCUGUCCCGUACUAGUAUGUCGGGCGCGAGGACACCGAUGGGUUUACGCCCAAGAAGUUCUAUGAGCGGUAGUCUUCAUGGACACUCUCAAAGCAUAAGCCAUAUCGAAUUCGAUGAGAUGGACGAGCGCACACCCAGCCGCAGUGGCAUUCCGGCACCCAGUGGCAUUCCCUUAUCGCGACGGCAAAGUGGCGGGCUUAACUCAUCCAUCCGGAGAGUCAGCGGCGGCGGGGCCAAUGAUGGUACCCGGUCCAGACGGCUGAGCGAUCUGGGGGAGACAUAUUAAUCUCCUCGCCCUCCCUUUGGUUAAUGACUCUCUUCUCCAUCUCCAUAUUAUAGGUCUCAUCAUCUACCCCGGUCUCCCGUUCACGUAAGGCGUUCUUGCUUGCAUCUGAGAAUGGCGUCCGGCUAGAUUGGUGAGGCGCUGACGGCGUUAUGAGGUUACGAAACGGCUAGCAUAUAUCCCUCAGGCUUUGCGUACUAUUCCCCGUGU
Messenger RNA from Xylaria bambusicola, 2107 nucleotides. RefSeq names its product NUDE protein. Gene Ontology annotation, cellular component: kinetochore; centrosome; kinesin complex. The record is from RefSeq and is a predicted model, not a curated record. Gene Ontology annotation, molecular function: microtubule binding. Gene Ontology annotation, biological process: centrosome localization; microtubule nucleation; mitotic centrosome separation. Lineage: Eukaryota; Fungi; Ascomycota; Sordariomycetes; Xylariales; Xylariaceae. The transcript is spliced from 2 exons. Bases 194 to 1900 code for a protein of 568 amino acids.